Messenger RNA from Drosophila innubila, 908 nucleotides. Its product is annotated as ficolin-1-like. Lineage: Eukaryota; Metazoa; Arthropoda; Insecta; Diptera; Drosophilidae. The transcript is spliced from 3 exons. Bases 1 to 612 code for a protein of 203 amino acids. The record is from RefSeq and is a predicted model, not a curated record.
AUGUUCCCGAAAAUAAUAAGCAUAAUAGCAGUAAUAAUUUCAAUUAUAAUUCUCUCUGAUUCUGUUCGAAUUCGCGACAAUAAUGACACAAGCGUAUUUCUUGCGAUUAGUUCCCAGCUAAGUCAAUUGAAAGCGGAAUUAGAUCGACUGGUCGAAAGGCAAGACUUACAACACUUGAGAAACUAUGCACGUAAUUGUGCGGAAGCAACAAUUCCUAAUUCCAAGCCCAGCGGGAUCUAUGAGAUUCUUAUUCCCAGCUACAGUAAAAACCCAUUUAAAGUGACCUGCGACGCAACGACUCAUGGAGGCGGUUGGACUGUCAUUUUAAAUCGAAUCGAUGGAAGUGAGAACUUCUAUCGAGACUGGAACACUUACAAAAUGGGUUUUGGUGACUUGGAUGGUGAGUUCUUCUUAGGAUUGGACAAACUUCAUGCGCUGACUGCAGAGCACAGUCAGCAAUUGCUUGUGAUUCUGGAGGAUUUCGAGGGAACAGUUCACAACGUAACUUACGAGAGAUUUGGAAUCUCAGGCGAAGAGCAACAAUAUGGCUUAAAUACGUUGAGCCAAGGCAUUGGAACUAUUGGCGAUUCCUCGCAUAUCAUCGGGGCAUGAAGUUUACGACCUAUGACCGCGAUAAUGAUGUCAGUUCAGGUAGAAACUGCGCUGAAUGUAAAACUGGCGCAGGUUGGUACCGAGAUUGCACAACUGGCAACUUGAUGGGAACAUAUAAUUCGACCACUUGCUACACUGGCGUCACUUGGGAUCAUUUUCGAGGUUGCAUUUACUCCCUGAAGAGAGCCGUGAUGAUGAUUCGCCCAAGAAAAUAAUGACUUAAUCACUCAUAAGUAUAUAAAAAUAAGUUUUAUCGCUGUAUUUUUAUUUAAAAUAAACAUUCAUACUUAAAAAUU